Messenger RNA from Aspergillus niger, 1867 nucleotides. RefSeq lists its product as uncharacterized. Gene Ontology annotation, biological process: sphingosine biosynthetic process; ceramide biosynthetic process. The annotation marks the transcript as partial. Gene Ontology annotation, molecular function: serine C-palmitoyltransferase activity; pyridoxal phosphate binding. The record is from RefSeq and is a predicted model, not a curated record. NCBI's taxonomy places the organism in Eukaryota, Fungi, Ascomycota, Eurotiomycetes, Eurotiales, Aspergillaceae. The transcript has a single exon. Gene Ontology annotation, cellular component: serine palmitoyltransferase complex.
AUGCCUCGCUGGAAGCGCAGUAAACCACGCCCCGAGAAGGAUGCAGCGACCAGCGGCGGCAAUUCCGGUGUAUCUUCCGACUCCCCUGCAGCCCAUUCUACUGCUGUGGCCUCCCUUCGCGCUGUUAGUGGCUGCUCUCCCGAUGCCAUAAGAACGACAGCAGUAACCCAAGACCAGGCACCAUCCGACCCGGAAGCGAUUCGAAAGCUAGCCAAGCAACACGCCGAGUUCGGACCCCUGGGCGAUCCGUCGCAUCUCUACACCAGCGAGCAUCCUGGCGGAGAGAUCCCUGAUCCGGUCAUUGAUGAGCCUCCGUACUUCUUCGUUCUGACCACCUACGUCAGCUUCCUCGUGCUAAUCUUCCUCGGCCACUUCCAUGAUUUCGUGGAUAAGUGGUUUCGCUCCCAUACGUACCGCCACUUGAAACCUCAGAAUGGCUAUGCGUCAUUGUACAGCGAUUUCGAGAGUUUCUAUACGCGACGCUUGAAGCAACGGAUCAAUGACAUGCUUCGAGAGGCCGAUCAUUGGUGUUCCGGGCCGGCAUGUUACGCUGUUGGACCGGACGACUGAAGACAACCUCCACUUUAGACUUACGGGCACGACGACGGAUACGCUCAAUCUGAGUUCGUAUAACUAUCUGGGUUUUGCUCAAUCGGAAGGCCCAUGCACCGACUAUGCCGAGGAGGUACUCCGGCGGGAUGGCAUUUGCAUUGCAUCGACCCCCGAAGGGGGGAUUACAAAGCUGCAUGCCGAGGUGGAAGAUCAAAUUGCUCGCUUUGUGGGGAAGGAAGCCGCAGUUGUGUUCUCCAUGGGCUUUGUGACGAAUGCGACUAUCUUCCCUUCCAUCAUGGAAAAGGGAUGUCUGAUCCUGUCCGAUGAACUCAACCAUGCAUCUAUCCGAUUUGGCGCUCGUCUGUCUGGCGCGGCCAUCCAGGUCUUCGCGCACAACAACAUGGCUGACCUGGAAAAGCGUCUCAGGGAGGCAAUCUCUCAAGGUCAGCCCCGCACGCAUAGGCCAUGGAAGAAAAUUCUUGUUACCGUGGAGGGUCUGUUCUCCAUGGAAGGUACCAUGUGCAAUCUUCCUCGGAUACUGGAAUUGAAGAAGAAAUACAAGUUCCACCUGUUUGUGGACGAGGCACACUCCAUUGGAGCCGUUGGACGUACGGACGCCGGAGUCUGUGACUACUUCAAAGUAGAUCCGGCAGAGGUCGACAUCCUGAUGGGAACAUUCACCAAGUCCUUCGGAGCCAACGGUGGCUAUAUCGCGGCCGACAAAGCCAUCAUUGACAAGAUUCGCUGCACAAACGCUGGUCAAAUAUUUGGAGAAGCACCGUCGCUUCCUGUUCUUGCUCAGAUCUACUCCUCGCUGCGACUCAUUGCUGAUGAGGAUCCUCUUCACCCGGGCGAGGGACGGGAGCGGAUGCAGCGCCUCGCCUUCAACUCGCGCUACCUUCGGCUCGGAUUGAAGAGACUGGGUUUCAUCGUCUACGGACACGAUGACUCUCCAAUUGUGCCAUUGAUGCUGUACAAUCCGGCCAAAAUGCCUGCCUUCUCGCGAGAAAUGCUGCGUCGCAAAAUCUCCGUGGUUGUUGUGACCUAUCCUGCCACGCCCCUGGAGCUGUCUCGGGCGCGACUCUGCAUCUCAGCCGCCCACACCAAAGACGACCUGGAUCGCAUCCUGCAGGCGUGCGAUGAAAUCGGCGAUGCGUUGGAGCUGAAAUUCUCUUCGGGCAUUGCAGGUGGCUUGAGGGAACCAUUGUCUGCGCACGAUAGCUCCAAGGGACCCAGGACGAUUGAGCCUCCCCGUUGGCCUCUCGAAGAGGUCAUUGCCAGGGGCACGCACGACGCAAAUCAACCGUUAUACUAA